Messenger RNA from Nezara viridula (southern green stink bug), 279 nucleotides. NCBI's taxonomy places the organism in Eukaryota, Metazoa, Arthropoda, Insecta, Hemiptera, Pentatomidae. The record is from the annotation of a GenBank genome assembly.
AUGGACCAGACAGUUUAUGGAUUGGUAUCCAAGAGAGCACGUCAGGAAGAGAGGACGCCCGCCGACAGAGUGGGACAAGGAGAUGAAGAAGACCUGCGGGGGAGCAGCCUGGAAGAGAGUAGCAUUAGAGAGGAGAGAAUGGAAAAGGAUGGGACAGCCAAUGUAAUGUGGAAUGGGUUGAAGGAAUUCAUUCCGAUUCCCGCUCUUCCUCCCUCUCACCCUCCCCCCAACAAAAGAAUUUCCUGGAAAUCUCUGAUAUACUCCAGUAACCUUGGGUAA